AUGCCAGAGUCUGAUAGUCACUCUUUCUCGAUCAUUUCCGAGCCAGGUAUUGAAUUAAUAUACACCCCAACGGACCAGGACACGGAUGAAUUUGAGCUUGUGUUUCACGAUGCUCGUUCUGAAUGCUUGCAACAGGACAAUGAGUCAAGCUGUUGCACUUCAUUAGCAGCCAGCAUAUUCGACUAUGAGCACUCUCACGGCCGACGUUAUCACGCCUAUUUGGCUGGCAGAUAUCCGCUACCCAAUGACGAAGGCGAGCAGUGUCGCGAGCUAGCUGAACAUUUCCUGAUGCAGCAGCUUCUGGGUGGUAAAUUCUUUCUGUCUGAAGUUGACAACGAAGCGGAGAAGAUAAUCGAUCUCGGGACAGGAAAUGGGGCAUGGGUGAUAGACGUGGCCGAUGAGUAUGACAAGACCAGUGUGAUAGGAACCGAUCUAUCACCCAUUCAGCCUAAAUCAAUGCCUCCGAAUGCAUCCAUGUUUGUUGAAGACUGCGAGGACCCCUGCUGGGCCAGUGGUAAGGACUUUGAUAUGGUACAUCUAAGGGGAAUGGUCGGAUUUCUUCUCGACUUGGACACAAUGGUUGCUAAUGCCCACGAACAUCUGAAGGAGGGCGGAUGGAUCGAGUUUCAAGAUUACGACUACACAGUUCGCUGCGAUGAUGGUACCAUGCAAACAGAUGAUCCAUUGCGAGUUUUCUUCGACACAUGCGCUCAGGGGAUACGAAAAUACGGCUGUACCAACUUUGGUAAGAAAGACGUUCGGAAAAGUCUCAUAGCCGCUGGCUUCACUCAAGUUCAGGCGGUCAGUGAGAAAGUGCCCAUCUCAUGCUGGUCACAGGACGAAGGAAUGAGAGACUUGGGGAAGUUGAUGGAAGCCAACAUCAUGGAUCUGAUUGGUUCGAUGGCUAUCAAGCCGUUGAAAGCCCUAGGGAUAUCAGAAGAGAAGCGAAAAGAGAUGGUGUCUCAGGCUUAUAAGAGCCUGAUGAAUGAGAAAGCUCACCGAUACAUGAACUGUCGUAUCGUUUAUGGCCAGAAGUAUAGGGAACAAGGCUCCGUGGCGAGUCUUGGUUCUGAUUCGUGA
Fusarium musae is the source of this 1080-nucleotide messenger RNA. RefSeq lists its product as uncharacterized. The transcript has 5 exons. Gene Ontology annotation, molecular function: methyltransferase activity. The record is from RefSeq and is a predicted model, not a curated record. Lineage: Eukaryota; Fungi; Ascomycota; Sordariomycetes; Hypocreales; Nectriaceae. The coding region runs from base 1 to 1080 and encodes 359 amino acids.